Molecule: messenger RNA, 1047 nt
Organism: Phytophthora sojae
Lineage: Eukaryota; Oomycota; Peronosporomycetes; Peronosporales; Peronosporaceae
Exons: 5
Coding region: 1-1047 (348 amino acids)
Source: RefSeq, a predicted model, not a curated record
AUGCCCCUCAUCCGCGCCGAGCGGGCCCCCACGUCGACCGACUUCAAGGAAGUGGCCGCUCAUCUGCAGCCGACUCGCGACUACCGCACAGUGCGGAAAAUCUACGAGAAGUACGUGAAGGGCGAGCCAUGGAGCAAGAGCGGGCCCGCCCCGGAACCCAAGCACGAGCCCAUCCGGCCGUCUACAUUCUACUCCAUUUACAAGAAGGUGGAGGCGUUGCCGCCUGAACGGACGGACUACUCCCGUGAAAACCCCCAGUUCUGCCCGGACUAUAUGUUCCAGUUUCAGCUACCGCGAUACAUGCUGCGCAUCGAGGCGUUCUCGUUGACAGCCCUUGGGGUGCUGGGGCGCCUCUUGGUGCUGCUGAAGUUGAAGGUUUGCAUCACGCUCAUGCUCGACUGGAGGCAGACGAUGGCAACGUUCGAGCUGCCGCUCGUGAAGAAGCUGCUAGCCGAGCAGAAGAAAGGGGCCCAGGUCAGGAUCCUCGUGCCGAAGGAGCGGAGCAAGUUGAUUAUUGUGGACGAUGUCAUGUCGUCGAGUGGAUCCGUCAACCCUUCCUUCCAAGGAUUGAACCGGUCCUAUGAGAGCAUCACCUACCACUUCAUGCUUGAUGCCGUCCGGAAGGAUCUCGAAGAGUCACAGGCCAAGGAGGCCCUGUUCAUGGAGAUCGACGACGAGUGGGUCAGGGAGCAAGAGGCCCUCACCACGACCGCUAAGCAGCUGGCGACCGCCCAGGCCAGCGAGGGAUUCGCCCCCGAAGAGCUGGUUAGCGAGGAGCUCGCGCCCGAAGAGCUGGUUCUCGGGGAGUUCGAAGAGAAGAAGGACGCGGCCGAUUACAACAGGCUGAAGCUGGCCGGCAUCUGUGUGCAGUGCAGGACUGGAGCUCUCGCCGACGGCGAAAGCACGUGCAUCGCGUGCCGGCACAAGAAUCAGUUCCAGUAUUAUCAGAGACAGGAGGAAGGCAGGUGUUGCAACUGCAACAAGAAGAAACCUGCAAGCGACAAGCACGCCAGGUGCGCUGCAUGCAGGGCCAAGGACGCUGCUUAA